CGAAACAUCCGUCCGGAUGAAAUUUCCAAUUCGUUGCUCACUCAAUCAUAGGAUUGUAGGGCAAUAUUUGAAGUACCGAGUGGGAUACGCGGCAGAGAGGGGAGAGAACCACUUCAUUGUGACACAACGCGAAGUAACCGGGUUAUCGCAUGUGACGUUGGGGUAUACAUACAUCAAUAAUAAGGGAAUCGACGGGUUCUAUUUGCCUGCUCUACCACACCAGAAGUCGCCUCUUUCCUGCGGAUCACAAUCAUGAUUUUCCAACUCGCAUGUCUUUGGGCAGUAUUGCUGUCGAACGUCACGGGCGUGAAAGGCUAUCACAUCUCGCACCGAGAGGAAUGCGCGCCGUUUGAUAACGGGACCAUUAUCAUUGACUCGUACCAGCUCUACCCCGAAAACGCCGACUUCGAUCUGAAUCAAUGUCUCUUGUACUUUGGGUCGCUUUUUAACGCAUCGGUAGUCGUGUACGACCCGUACAAGGCCGAGACGGUGUUGACAAUAGAAUUCCCGGGUGUAACACGUACCAGGCCAUUUCACGUCGGGGGUGUCGCAUGGGAUCCGUACACGAACUUGAUAUCUAUCCUGGUGGACUCCGCAGUUCCACAUGAAACCCCUGACCACCAGAUUUCAGGUGACGACUACAUCGUGCGAUAUGAUCCCGUCAAGCAAGAACUCGUAUGGUCCCUCAAUAUCACCGAGGUGAGCCAGGGUUUAUAUGGCGGUCAGCAAGAUGUUGAACACGAUUCCCGCGGCCACGUUUACGUGCUAGGAAGUUAUCCGGGAACGAUCUUGCGCGUGGAGCCAGACGGCAGCCGUAUCGAACCAUGGUAUUUACCUGAGACUAUUGACCAUACGUAUGCCGGGCUCACUGGUCUUGCGGCAAUCGGAGAUAUUCUCUUAGUUAGCAACGCUUUGAAUAGGACCGGCAGCGGCGAGAUAUACCGUUUCGACCUAACGGCGGACAAGGGCACACCUGUGCUUGUUCCUAAGACGCCGGCCAACAGUUCAAUUGAGUCGCUUGACGCUAUAUACCUACCGCCGAAGUAUGAGGGGAAAGUGCUACUCGUUUCGGAGCACGACAGGGGUGUCUCGGUGCUGAGAUCAGCGGACGGCAAGUGGGAAGCUGCCGAAUAUCUGGGUCUCAUACCGAACGAUCCCUCCCUCGAUUCCGGUUCUCUCAACACUGCCACUGUUGAGAUCUCCGGAACCGUUUUUGCGGUGAUUGAAUGGUUUACUGAUCCAAUCGUUGCCGGCACCUCAGCCGGGAAUAGGACGGAAUUCCCACUUGUAGAUAUCACACCAGAUAUUGAAAAGCUCUUGGCAACCCCUCAGCAUUAGGUACGUAGAACAAAAUAAGAGAUUGGUCUGUAACGAAUAAAUUUGAAACUUGAUAUUUCCUAGCGCUUCAAUUGGUUUAGCGAUUGUGGAGGCUAGUUCGAUCAUUGCGACAGUGACGAGCACCGGCGGUUUGGUGCGCGGUUAGAUACGGUCCAAUCUCACUAGAAUGAUUUGCUUGACUACAAGUAACUCUUUACGAGUAGCGAGAUCGGUAAUUGAGAUUAAAUAUCUGGUAAUUUAGGUAGGG
This is a messenger RNA of Annulohypoxylon maeteangense, 1585 nucleotides long. RefSeq lists its product as uncharacterized. Bases 253 to 1338 code for a protein of 361 amino acids. Lineage: Eukaryota; Fungi; Ascomycota; Sordariomycetes; Xylariales; Hypoxylaceae. The record is from RefSeq and is a predicted model, not a curated record. Gene Ontology annotation, molecular function: protein binding. The transcript is spliced from 2 exons.